UUCCUGAAGUCAUGUUAAAUGACUUGCCUGAUGAGACUAAAAAUAUGUACAAAUCCAAGGAAGAAAAUCAAAUUCUGGUGCUGCUUUCGCCAAAUCAUUUUCUCAAGAUGGCCUGGUUACAUAAACAGAAAAUGAAAGGCAUUUACACAGAAAACAUCUAUGAAACAUUCGAUAGCUUUAUAACGAGGGUUCUGGACAAGCAACCUCUCCGAGCAGCCACGUUAGCGGUCAUUGGACUGGAUACUUACACAAGGGAAAAAGGCCUUUACAGUCCUGUGAAGCGACCGAAGAAUUCAGAAAAGGAGAGCAUUGAAGACUCAGAGUCUUGGGUCAGCAGGGAGCUUGGAUUGACUUGUGCAGAUUUGGAUGAGGUGCAGGUGGCCUUACAGCUGCAAACACACACAACUGUUUGGUUUUUAGAGAACUGGCAACAAUUUGCUGAUCAUAUCGCAACACUUACAAAGGCAAUCGCCCGAAGUCCUUUCAAAAAGCAGACAGAAAAAAUGACCUUCUCGUUCUGCCCUGAUGGGACGUGGUCCACUGGUGUGAAAGUGGAUAAGGAUGGAAAGGGCCUCCUGAAGUUAUGGAAAAAACAGCUUCAGCAGCUCAACAGGAUCACCCAACCAGUGGCAAUGGCUAUAGCACAAGCCUAUCCUACACCAAAGCUGCUCUUGCGGGCUUAUAGACAAUGCAGCACAGAGUGGGAGAAGCAGAAUCUUCUGUCAGAGGUUAAAGUGUAUGCUGCAGGAAAACGCGUGGAUCGACGAGUUGGACCGGAUAUAUCACGCAGGUUGUAUAUUUUCAUGACUUCGGAAAACUCGGACAUAGUUUUGGACAAAAGUGGUUAAAUACACGGAUCAACAAACCAG
Molecule: messenger RNA, 869 nt
Organism: Hemiscyllium ocellatum (epaulette shark)
Lineage: Eukaryota; Metazoa; Chordata; Chondrichthyes; Orectolobiformes; Hemiscylliidae
Gene: eme2
Product: crossover junction endonuclease EME1
Exons: 7
Coding region: 12-848 (278 amino acids)
Biological process (GO): resolution of meiotic recombination intermediates; mitotic intra-S DNA damage checkpoint signaling; replication fork processing
Cellular component (GO): nucleus; Holliday junction resolvase complex
Molecular function (GO): nuclease activity; DNA binding
Source: RefSeq, a predicted model, not a curated record